UCAGGAUGGGUUUGGGCAGCCAUUCUAGAGACUGUGGUCCGCGUGGACCUGAUCCGCUAUAAUCCGCUUGAAGAUAAUUCUGAUGUGGUCCGGGACGGGACAUGACAACCUUUUUGCCAUCGUUCAUGGUAUAAGUUUCUUUAUAUAGAUUGGCAAUAGAUUUUUUUUUGGGAAUAAUUAUAUCAAUAUAGUGGUCAAAAUUGCCGAGCUAGGGACAAAUAGUAUAAGGAUAAAAAGACAAACCCUAGCUUCCGAUCAUGCCUACGAACAAUCUGUGAUCCGUCACUGCGCAGGUAGAUCGACGAUCCUAAAAAUAUACAGUGCUCGUAUUACGGCCGCAAUUUCUCUUCAUACCGUAGCAGCUACGAGUCAAGGGAGCAGGAAUGGUAGAUACCCUAAUUCGAGUCACAGGAACCCUUCUAGGGUGUUGCGUAGGUUAUAUUGUACAACAUAGCUGGGUAUCAGAUCUUGAGACGAAGCGGCAAAAGCUUGUGAGGGAGUCUUUUUGGUACCAUGGGGGACCUGAAAAUCUAAGGGAAAAGAUGUGGUCUGACUUUAAGGUAGUAAAGAUGUGGUCUGAUCUAAAGAAAAAGAUGUCCUCUUUUCCACAGGGAGUAAAGAUGUUUUCUGAUCUAGGGGAUAAGGCUUGUUCUGAACUAAGGGAGAAGACGUUGUCUGAUCCAGGUGAAAUGAUGUCGUCUGAUCUUAAGGAUGAAGAUGGGGUCUGAUCGAAAAUCAAACAUCUCCAAACUUCGAUGAUCAUCGUGUGGAAUCUGAAAUAGUAUUGGGUUUCGUUUUUGUGAAUUACUUGCGUCUUGCCAUCUUGUUCAUUCGCCCAACAAGUAAUGUCAUAUUGGUUCUUAACGA
Molecule: messenger RNA, 867 nt
Organism: Brassica napus (rape)
Lineage: Eukaryota; Viridiplantae; Streptophyta; Magnoliopsida; Brassicales; Brassicaceae
Exons: 4
Coding region: 384-728 (114 amino acids)
Source: RefSeq, a predicted model, not a curated record